UUGUCCUUCAGGUUCCCCCUAAAGGACUCAAAGCGUUUGAUCCAGUGGUUAAAAGCUGUUCAGAGGGACAACUGGACCCCUACUAAGUAUUCUUUCCUCUGUAGUGAACAUUUCACCAAAGACAGUUUCUCCAAAAGGCUGGAGGAUCAGCACCGCCUGCUCAAGCCCACGGCUGUGCCCUCCAUCUUCCACCUGACUGAAAAGAAGAGGGGGUCUGGGGGCCAUGGCCGCAGCAGGAGAAAGAACACCAGAAAGGCCUCAGGGGGCCUGAGGGGACGUGCAAGUGAAGCCGACGGGAAAGGGGCUGCAGGUUCACCAUCAUCCUCGAGUGAGAACCUGAUGGCCAAGCCAGAGUCCCGCAAGUUGAAGCGAGCUGCCCUGCAGAGUGAAGCUGCCAAUCAGGAGCAGGCACAACAGGCUAUGCAGGGACCUCCAGGCAACUCUCUGGCCACAACAGCAUCAGGCAGCCUGGCAGAAGCAAACAGGCCUACAUGUGACACUGGGGACGAGAGCAGCACCACCCCUGACGAGGACCUGGUGGAUAAGAGUGGCAUUUCCAUGGAUGACUUUACCCCCCCAGGAUCUGGGGCCUGCAAAUUCAUUGGCUCACUUCAUUCUUACAGUUUCUCCUCCAGGCACACCCGAGAAAGGCCAUCUGUCCCUCGGGAGCCUGUGGACCGGAAGAGGCCGAAGAGAGACACAGAGCCUGGCUGCAGUGGGACCAGCCUGGGGCCUGACAAGGGCCUGGCCCAGAGCCCCCCGAGUUCAUCUCUGACCGCGACACCGCAGAAGCCCUCCCAAAGCCCCUCUGCACCCCCAACAGAUGUCACCCCGAAGCCGGCCGCGGAGGCUGUGCAGAGCGAGCACAGCGAUGCCAGCCCCAUGUCCAUCAAUGAGGUCAUUCUGUCGGCGUCGGGGGCCUGCAAGCUCAUCGACUCGCUGCACUCCUACUGCUUCUCUGCAAGGCAGAACCGGAGCCGGGCCUGCUGCCUGCGGGAGCAGGUGGAGAGGAAGAACGGGGAGCUCAGGAGCCUGCGCCAGCGCGUCAGCCGCUCCGACAGCCAGGUGCGCAAGCUGCAGGAGAAGCUGGACGAGCUGCAGAGAGGAGGCAUGCCAUACCCGAGCAGCCUGCCUGCCCCCAGCUGCGAGCCCCCCAAGAUGAACCCAGUGGUGGAGCCCCUGUCCUGGAUGCUGGGCACCUGGCUGUCAGACCCGCCGGGAGCCGGGACCUUUCCAACACUGCAGCCUUUCCAGUACCUGGAGGAGGUUCACAUCUCCCACGUGGGCCAGCCCAUGCUCAACUUCUCGUUCAACGCCUUCCACCCGGACACACGGAAGCCCAUGCACAGGGAGUGCGGCUUCAUCAGGCUGGAACCCGACACCAACAAGGUGGCCUUCGUCAGCGCUCAGAACACAGGCAUCGUGGAGGUGGAGGAGGGCGAGGUGAACGGGCAGGAGCUGUGCGUCGCAUCCCACUCCAUCGCCAGGAUCUCCUUCGCCAAGGAGCCCCACGUGGAGCAGAUUACCCGAAAAUUCAGGCUGAAUUCCGAAGGCAAACUUGAGCAGACAGUUUCCAUGGCAACCACUACCCAGCCCAUGACUCAGCAUCUUCACAUCACCUACAAGAAGGUGACCCCGUGACCCACAGCAGAGCUUCAUCCUGGCCUUGUGUCGAGCUGUGACACCCUGCUUCUCACAGACUCCACAGCAGCAGGUGUGGGUGUUGCCCCGUGUUCCUGUAAUGGCAUAGAAAAACCAAAUAAAAGGCCUUUAUUUUUAUGGCUGAGCACUUUGAUAUUA
Miniopterus natalensis is the source of this 1800-nucleotide messenger RNA. The record is from RefSeq and is a predicted model, not a curated record. NCBI's taxonomy places the organism in Eukaryota, Metazoa, Chordata, Mammalia, Chiroptera, Miniopteridae.